AUGAUGUACGUGAUUUUGUCCGCGCAAAUUGUUUGUUACGGCCGUACAACUGACAACGAUGGUGCCACUGUACCAGGCUCACUUGAGAAUAUGGCACUGGCUCAUUUGGCAGGCUUACCGGACCCAAUUAAGAUGCAACACCUCCCACCAGGGUAUAUCACUGGAUUUGGUCCUGCUCGUCAAAGUGUUCUGAAACUUGUUCGCAAUGUCUUGAAGUACGCUCGAAUUACUCUUCGCAAUACUGUGUUGAAGAACGUUGAGACCAACAGCCUUUUCAAAGUAACAGGGAACGCUCCGGGUCUCCAAUUGUUAUACAGCUUGUUCAUCUUGACGCCUACUCCUGGACACGGCAAACAAUGGACCAAAAUUGACAACCAGCUCCUACUUAUCAGCCAGCAAUCGGGCGACUAUAUCAUAGAAUGGGCCAAGCUUAUCAUGGAACGAGACGAGGCAAUUUUCGGCCAAAACACUCGCUAUACCACUGUGAAACACCUGUCGCACUUACCUACCCACGAAGAGGUUUUGGAGGCAGUUGCAAACCGUCGCCGUCCUGCCAUCGUCAACAACGGUAAUGCACCAGCAGAGAACUCGGGUGAAAUGGAGGUCUAA
Molecule: messenger RNA, 609 nt
Organism: Puccinia triticina
Lineage: Eukaryota; Fungi; Basidiomycota; Pucciniomycetes; Pucciniales; Pucciniaceae
Exons: 5
Coding region: 1-609 (202 amino acids)
Source: RefSeq, a predicted model, not a curated record